This is a messenger RNA of Neopsephotus bourkii (Bourke's parrot), 3668 nucleotides long. RefSeq names its product bradykinin receptor B2 (gene BDKRB2). Gene Ontology annotation, molecular function: bradykinin receptor activity. The record is from RefSeq and is a predicted model, not a curated record. Gene Ontology annotation, cellular component: membrane. Lineage: Eukaryota; Metazoa; Chordata; Aves; Psittaciformes; Psittacidae. Bases 222 to 1364 code for a protein of 380 amino acids. The transcript is spliced from 2 exons. Gene Ontology annotation, biological process: immune response; vasoconstriction; G protein-coupled receptor signaling pathway.
AAUACUGCAUACGGUAGAAAAACGUUGCUUUUAAAAUAUAGUAUGGGAGAAAAUCCAGGAGCAUGAUGUCAUUAACAGAGGGAUGAGUCUGUUCUGUUCAGGGAGGGGCAGAAAACCAGAAGUUAGACUCAUUCAUACAACAGAGGGAGCUUGGCUGUUCCUGAAGACGUGUUGCACUGCAGUUACUUGUAUCUGCUCAGUGGUGAAUUUGCAGUCAAGAAAUGGUUUCCAUCACAAAUGAAAACACUACGGAACUUUACAACAUCGUGGCCACUCAGGAGCUCACAGUCAGUCCAACAAAUUGCAACAAUAAUUCAGGAGUUCAUCAGCUGAAUGAAUACAAAUGUAUUGAUUCAUAUGUAUGGCAAUGGCUACAGGACUUUCAGCCUGGCUUCCUCUGGUUUAUAUUUAUUCUUGGAGCAUUGGAAAAUUCCUUUGUCCUCAUCGUCCUGUGUUUCCACAAGAGUCGCUGCACAGUGGCUGAAAUUUACCUAGCAAACAUGGCACUUGCUGACUUAAUGUUGGUCUGUGCUUUACCUUUCUGGGCCAUUAAUAUUUCUAAUGGGUUCCAAUGGCCUUUUGGCCUGUUCCUCUGUAAAGCUGUCAAUGUAAUGAGUAACAUGAACUUUUACUCUAGCAUUUAUUUCCUGACACUUGUGAGCAUCGACCGCUACCUAGCCUUGGUGAAAACCAUGUCUCUUGGACGGAUGCGACGAACUGUCUGUGCCAAAUGGAAUAGCUUUGUCAUCUGGACAUGUGCAUUGCUCAUAUGUUCACCUACAAUGGUGUUCCGAAAUUUACACUAUUAUGCAGAAUACAACAUCACAGCCUGCACUCUUGUUUACCCAGCCAGCUACUGGGAGCCUGCGAACAACUGCUUGUUGAAUAUUGUGGGCUUUGUGAUCCCACUCUGUGUAAUUACCUACUGUACAAUGCAAAUCAUCAAAGCCUUACGAAGUAAUGAGCUACAAAAAAUUAAGUUAGUCCAGACAGAGAGGAAAGCCACCAUGCUGGUCCUUGCUGUGCUUUUGCUGUUCAUCAUUUGCUGGCUUCCAUUCCAAAUCAGCACGUUCAUUGACACAAUCCGUUACCUUGCACCCACUCUUAAAUGCCUGGAAGAAAUCAACGACAUAGUGACCCAGAUAGGUACAUACUGUGCCUUUUGCAACAGCUGCCUGAACCCAAUCUUGUACGUAGUUGUAGGGAAACACUUCCAGAAGAAAGCUGUGGAAUUCUACAAGGACUUGUUCCCCAAAAGGUGCAGAAAAUCACAGUCUGUACAGAUGGAAAACUCCCUGGACACUUUAAGAACUUCCAUUUCGAAUGAAUAUCCAAGGAAAAAGUCUGUUUUCCCAUCACAGUGAUAGCACAAUUUGUUCACUACAGGAAAAAAAAGCCUUCUAACUUAUCAGUCUCCACUAAUAUCCAACUACUACUAGUCAACAGAGUAAAUGUGGUAGUAUUCAUCAUUUGUGAGAAAGAAAGGGUUUGAUCUUGAUGGAAACUCCAUACAGGGACCUGCUUCUAAUGCUAUUGAAUACUUUUCAUUAUCAAAUCGUCCUUUGUGGCAUACUCACAUAUUCACAGCUGACUAAUAUUUGACACAUUUAAUAUUUGCAUUUCUAAAGUGUACAUACAUGUACAGACAGUACAUACAUGUACAGACAGUUGCCUGAAUAGAGACCACUGUUCUGCCAGGAUUGUGCAACUCCUUAUGGUACCUAUACAGUUUGUUGGACUAGACUUUUGAUAGAAGGGGCUUGUAGUUGAGUAAGUUCUGGUAAAUGAAUCCUGUAGGAUUAUUAUUCAAAUGGGUUUUUAGGUGCAGCCAUUUUUUUCAGUGUUCAGUAAUCCAAAGCUCUUUUGAUUAUUUGAUCGGCAAGCUCUGCCUUUUUGCGACUGCUCUGCCCCUUCUAGUUACAGGUUUACAUCAUCUUGUAUGUAUGGAAAGUAGCUCUAAAAAAAAGGCAAAGCAAUACUUGAAGGAAGGCUGUAGCCAGCUGCAUGAAGCUAGAUGAGUUUUUUUUGUAGCAGGAGACUAUUUUACCCCUUUUGCACUGGGUAAAGGCAUUCACUUACUCCUUUUGAAUGAGUGAAUAUUAUUUAUCCAUACCUACACUUCAGCUCAGAGACUUAGUUUUCAAUAUUCACAAAGGAUAAUUAAUAUUGGUAAUGUUAAUUAAUAGACAUAUAAAAGUUUAGCAGCAUAAAUGAUGAAGUAGAAGAAACUGAGAACAUGAAGGAGAACAUUGCUUAACAGCCUUAGAAAUCUAACUAAAGCUAACAGGAGUCUAGAAAGUUCAGAAUAUUCAGGAAUGGCCUUUUCAGAGUCUAACAGUACCUACAUUUUAUUUGUAGAGUUAAUCUGAGAGAUAUUAAUAUGAGGUAUCUUUUCCCUAACUGGACUCAAUUAACUAAAGGAGAGAGAAUUCAGGCUGGACAUGAGGAAAAAAUGUUUACAAUAAGGGUGGUAAAAUACCAGAACAGGUUGCUCAAAGAGGUGGUGGAUGUGCCAUCUCUGGAGGCAUUAUAUUCUUUGGAGCUUGAAUGGCAUUAUAAAGUUACAUUUAAGAUGAGAAAUAUGUAUUAAACCUUCAAAUAAUUAACCCCAAAAGUGCUUUAAAAGUGUGUGGAUGUACUGUAAAAACUAUAGGAUUUAGAUCACCUCAGAUGACUUAUAGACAAUUUCUAUAGGUUUUCUUUAACAAUCCAAUAUAAUCCUAUCACAAAUAUUUCUAUUGUUCGUUCCUUAUACUGUCCAAGACACCUAUGAGGAAACACUUCAAGGCUUUCUCUUAUUUCCACUGUUGUCAAUACUGUCUCAUUCACAAGCAUGCUGUUCACACAGUCAUUAAAUAAAAGGAAGUCCAUACAGAGAUUAUUCAUGCAAUAGAGGAGAUUUUUGAGUAUUUGGUACUGAGAAAUAAAAUAUAAAUAUGUUAUUAUAUUAAUAUGACAUUAAUUUAAAUCAUGUAAAUAUAUAGAUGUUAUUUUACUAUGCAGUAAGCAUGUAUACCAGAAAAUAAACUAAGAAAGAAGAUUUGCUGGCAUUUUAUUCUCUAGCUCUUAUCCUGUUAGUCAGCAGUGACUUGUCAGAAGUGCAACUGUUGCAGGUACUUUCUUUCACUUCCCGUUUUACCAAAGGAAAAUGAGCUAAAACCGCAAAAUUCUAGCUGCUUUCGAAGUUUUGGGUCAGCUUUCUUUUCAGGGCUCAUUUCUGAGUGGUGCAGACCACCCUCGGACCCUUUGAAAACUAAAAUAUGAAUCAAGGCAGCUAAGGAUACCAAAAUCUUUUCAGUAGUUUUUCUCUGCCUAUGAAACUGCAGAUACUGCUUUCCUUUGUGAGGACUUAGGGUACACAAAAGCCUACAGGUGCUGUUUGCAGGAUGGACCUUCACCCUAAAGCUUUUACUCUUCCAUCAAAGCACACAGACACCAACAGCAAUGGAAAGCCCCUGUACCAGCUUCUGCAGACUGCACAAUGUGAGCUCACAGACAUUUGCGUUCUUGCCCACUUUCCAGCACAGUCACACAUUAUGCAGUAAUGGCAUGUACCACUUGUGCCAAUAACCAAACUCCUAAAAUGAAAAAGUGCUAUGUCCAAGUCUUACAUACUGGCAGUUUACAAUCACAUUCAGAUGCCUGGCUCUGUCCUCACAGAAACAAGU